AUCUUUUUGCCAUUGUCCUGUUAGUAUUUACUGCAUUUCCAUAUUACUCCCAGUAUAUCGAUAUUCACAGACGGAGGGCCCCCAGGAGGACACAGGAGUAUAAUCAAGCGACAUUAGCAUAAAGGACGAGGAAUCGCAAGACACUCUCAGCUCAAUUCUUGGAUAGUUUUGUUUUAUCGAUCUUUGACUCGCUUUAAAGCAAAGGUAUAGAAGAAUAUCAGGCAAGAAUGAAUCGUCGUCAAGGAAACCAGGAUCCUGAAGGCCGUGUGGGCACAGCAGCUUUACCACCAUAUCUAUUACGUCUCUUUGCACCUCGCCCACCACUGCCCUAUGCAAAGCCACUUGAUCGUGAACCGGGCAAGAAAAAUGAGUCACGGUUGAUGGGCAUAGCACAAUACCUAGAGCAUUGCAAAGACCAUGAUACAAAUUAUGUUCCAACACUGAGUAUUGCAGAGCAGAAGAAGAAGAAGAUAGAAGAGCGCGAAAGAAAGGCACAAGAGGCACUCAAGAAAGGAUUAGAAUCAUGGGAUCCAAAUAAGGACGAACUGGUUGUUGGUGAUCCCUACAAGAUUACAUAUCUCCCGGCUUGCAGCAACAAGGAUGCAGAUGGUAUCAAAAUCCUCGGACGCCGUAUUGUCGUUGAUGUAGAGCGCGGUAGGACAGUAAAAGGAUGGAGACCCAAACGCCUUGGAAGAGACAAUCGUCAUGAGAGGGAACGGGAACGUUCUCGUGGAGGUGAUUAUCGGGAUGGGCGUGGUUAUGGAGGACAUGGUGAUAGAGACCGGAUUGAUAAGCGCCGACAUGAUGAUCGCAGUCGAGGCGGCUAUAGCGAUCGAUCGUACGAGCGCGACUCCAAGAGACGCAAGAGUAGGAGUCGCUCUAGAAGUCCAGGCAUUUCGAGCCGCCGUGGCAGCAGGGAUUGAUCUCUCGGCUUGAUCGCAUUAAGGAAAGAUAAGACAACGACACAUAAGCUCGCUCUCUUAGCUUCUAUGAAACAACCAGGCAAGCCUUAACGUCGACAGCCUUGCGACAUCCUACAAAUUUUGCUCUACUCACCAAAAAUAUCGUCCAAAUGAAACACACUC
Messenger RNA from Lobosporangium transversale, 1085 nucleotides. RefSeq names its product U1 small nuclear ribonucleo protein of 70kDa MW N terminal-domain-containing protein. Bases 228 to 923 code for a protein of 231 amino acids. Gene Ontology annotation, biological process: mRNA splicing, via spliceosome. The record is from RefSeq and is a predicted model, not a curated record. Gene Ontology annotation, cellular component: U2-type prespliceosome; U1 snRNP; precatalytic spliceosome. The transcript has 6 exons. Gene Ontology annotation, molecular function: U1 snRNA binding; mRNA binding. Lineage: Eukaryota; Fungi; Mortierellomycota; Mortierellomycetes; Mortierellales; Mortierellaceae.